AUGCCUUUUAGCACCAUACGACUGACUCACAAUUGUCAACUGAUCGCAUUCUCGACAAUGCCCGGAAGUGGUUCAACGGCUUUCUCCGCGCUGAUUCAAUCCUCUGAUCCAACCACUCGUAACAUACUUGUGCUCAGUGAGAUGGAUGCGCUCAGUGCGAUUGCUGUUCAUUUGGCUGACUUCUCGUGGACACUUCAAAAAAUUCGAUCACUGCUCCUUGCUUCACUACGUUUCAUCACUAAAGAUCAACUCCCGGAUCAAAUGAUUAUCCUCAAAAUGAGGUUCUUCGAUUUCGUUUCGAUAUAUCUAUCGCUUCGUUUCAUUUCUUUCAAAACUUUGCCAUUGUUUUCUCGCUUCUCAAUGAUUUCAUCACAGAAAACAUGGAAAUAG
Anisakis simplex (herring worm) is the source of this 390-nucleotide messenger RNA. Lineage: Eukaryota; Metazoa; Nematoda; Chromadorea; Rhabditida; Anisakidae. The record is from the annotation of a GenBank genome assembly.